GUGAGGACGCCGCAGUGAUGGAGGAUAUUCUCAAGAUCAAGGCAUUCUACGAAGAUGAGGCUGUCUUUGAGGAGCUUAGCCUGGUGCAGAAUGACUUCAACCUUACAAAUGUGGAGCGCGCGGACAAGAUCCUUGACAUGGUGAAGCCGUUGAAGUCCACGGUGACGCCCAAGUUCGUCCGCUUCCUGGCAAAGAAGAUGCGACUCAAGGGCCUGAAGGCCAUCUGCCUCGAGUAUGUCCAGAGUGCCUAUUUCACCGAGUCCGUCAGCCCAGUGAAGGUGACCUCCGCAGCGAGGUUGACAGAUGAGCAGAAGUCCAAGAUCAUCGAGAAGAUGAAGGUGAAGUGUGAGACAAGCAACAUCAAGCUGAUCGAGGAAAUUGACGCCAACCUCAUCAGUGGCUUCAAGUUGGAGUGGGGCUACAUCGACCCAGUGAACCUCGACGCACCGAGCCAUGGCGUUGAUCUCUCCCUGCAGAACAUCUUGAACAAGAAGGCGCUCCAGGUCGGAGGUGUUGGUGCACGCAUGCGCAGCAAAAAGGGACGCUGCUCUGCACAUCGGCUUGCCUGUUUGGAUGUGGUGGGCUGCAGAAAUAGGUCAUCGACCUCCCGCUGGUUCAUGCGCCCGACAGAGGAGACGGUUGAGCUUUUGGAGAACGACUACCACCAGGAGCUGAACAUGACUUCAGGGCUAAGGGAACUGCUCUUGCUGAAGAGGGACUCCUACCUGCAGAGGUUCGUGUCCUUGGAACUGAGCCAGCUAUGUUCACAGUUCCUUGCCAAGGUAGGCCUCAGUGUUCCAGGUAAGCAGGUAGCUCUGACAGUGACCCAGCCUCUCGGCCGAUUGUUCACUGAUGCUCGGUUCCGAACCCUUGUGCAAACGAUGGCCCGCUUUGCCGUGAAGCUGGCCUUUGCCUCCAUCUACAUCGCCAGCGCUUGCGAUGGAUCUGGAGAAGAAUGUCCGCAGACACUUUCAUUCCUGCAGAUAGCUUUGGAGUCGGAUGCAAUGGAGCGGAGAGAGAGCUCCAAGAAAGGGUGUCCAACUCCCGAGGAAGCAUCCGGCCUUCUCGCCGGAUUGAUGCCAACUGUGCAUAACCUCACUGAGGUUGAGGUGCUGGAAAUGUGUGCCCAGCUCCCUCUAUGUGUGGACAGCACCACGGUGGCUACGCAGAAUGCCUGGGCUCAGGCUGGAGCCAUCGACUUUGUCGCAGCUGCCUUGAACGAGUUUCCGGUGACUGAGACCGUAGUCAUUGCUUGCACUAUGGCCAUGGCUCCUCUGAUCCUGUUCAAUCGCGAGAAUGGUCUGCAUGCCGGUAAACUCGGGGGAUUGAAUGUUACCCUGAACUAUUAUGGCUCCCACCUGGACAGCUUGCUGGUCAUGGACCUGGGGGGCGCUAUUGGUGCAUAUUUCGACUUCGUCAACGAGAACAGGGCCAUUGCCCGCGAGCUUGGGGGCGUAGAAAUGUUCAUCCAGAAUAUCCGGAACAACUUUCACGGGCAGUACAGUGACUGGGCAGUUGAGCCUGUCAAGCAGUCUUUGUAUGCCUUGUCUUCAGGCACAUGGACCAAUGGAGACAUCGCCUACCAUGAAGGCUUCCCCUCGCUGGGAGUGCAGCUGAUGAAGGAGCAUGGAAACGAGACAAAGAUUGCAGAAGAGACGCUGCAGGCGGUGAAGGCCAUGGCAUUCGAGUCCGAUUUAUACCGCAGCAGAUGGUCGGAUUUGGGUAUCUUUGAGGUCUUGCCAGGCGUGCUCUACGAUAAUCCUACUGACCAGGGUGCCAUCAGUCUCGUCUGUGAGGCCACACAAUAUGUCAUGGGCUCCGACCAACCACUGGGAGAUCCCGUUUCGGCAAUUCGCAUCAUCCCUUUCAAUGCCAGUAUCCAGGAGCAGGCAACCAAGGGCAAAAUGUUGGAGGCACUGCUGGCCACUGCCAUGUCAGAUGCCGAUUUGGUGCAGUUUGACCACGAGUCCUUCAACUUCAACUUGGACCUGGCGUACCCUGCCAAGAGGAACUGCUUCGGCGCCCUGCUUCUGAUGGGCAAG
Symbiodinium necroappetens is the source of this 2042-nucleotide messenger RNA. NCBI's taxonomy places the organism in Eukaryota, Dinophyceae, Suessiales, Symbiodiniaceae. The record is from the annotation of a GenBank genome assembly.